Molecule: messenger RNA, 3631 nt
Organism: Mercenaria mercenaria
Lineage: Eukaryota; Metazoa; Mollusca; Bivalvia; Venerida; Veneridae
Exons: 4
Coding region: 238-3144 (968 amino acids)
Biological process (GO): positive regulation of DNA-templated transcription
Cellular component (GO): chromatin; nucleoplasm
Molecular function (GO): ubiquitin-protein transferase activity; zinc ion binding
Source: RefSeq, a predicted model, not a curated record
AUAUUGAUUUUGUAAUAUGACCGUUAUCAGCUAGGAAGUAUAAUGGGUAAACUAAAGCAAACAAAUAGGUGGUUGUUAAGUCAAAUUACGUGUUGAAUAUUUUAACUUUUAAGCUGGAUUUUAAGGAAAAGAAACGUCCGCUACAGAAAGUAUUAUAAAACAACUAAAUAAUCUUGUUAUACAAUAAUGCAAUAGUUUCGUUUUGAUAACACUAAAAUAUAAGUUGAUAACGAGAAAAUGGCAACUGGGGGAUUGCAUGUACAUACGUCGGAUGAGAUAUUUGAUUUUACAUGUUCACCUUGUGCGGAACAGAACAAAAAUAGCGAAGCUGUAAGGUAUUGUGUGGAAUGUCAGGAUUAUUACUGUCAAUCAUGCGCGGACAUGCACAAGAUGUUCCCCGCCAUGAGAGGACAUAAACUCCUCAAUAAAGCCGAUUUUAGUUCGUCAAGUCAUCAGCAAAACUUGCCGCAGGUGCCGACGGAAAGAUGUCACAAUCAUAAGACAAAGUUAAUAGACAUGUAUUGUCGGGAUCAUGAUGAGGUCUGUUGUACUUCGUGUGUAGCUGAAAAUCACAGGUCAUGUGAUUCGGUAACAAGUAUAACAGAUGUCAUUAAGAACAGAGGAGCGAGGAAAGAAAAAGAUGAAUUAAUCCAAGAACUUAACACAUUGAUUAAUGUCUGCUUAGAAAUCAAAACAACCAAAGAAAAAGAUCUUUCAGAAAUAGCUUUAGCAAAGGAAACAGCCCUUGAUGAAAUGAAAAAGCAAAGAAAGGAGCUAGAUACUCUUGAUGAACUUGAAAAUGCUUCAAAACAGAAAAUUGAAAAUGAACACAAGAAGCUCUCGGAUGAAUCUGCAGAAGAGAAGCAGAAAAUAACAGAGUAUGAAAGCAGACUGCAGAAAAGUGUUUCCGCUCUGCAAGCGUCGGGAAGUAACGAAGCACAAAGAUUUGUUUCUGAGAAACUAGGACGCAAAGACCUCGUAGACAUAUCUAAAGAUGCAUACACGUUUACAAGAGAAACCAAAACAUCAUUUGCAUUUCAUGGUGAUCCAAAACUUGUUCAAGUCUUUUCAGGGAUGGAGUCACUCGGAGAGGUCAAACGACAAGUUAAAAGCUGCACCAUCCCUGUACAGUCACUUUAUCAAAUAAAAAGGACACGUGAACAAAAUGUAAAUAUUCCGAGUGACAAAGGUGCAUGUGACAUUUUGUCCUGUUGUUUUGAUGAUAAGGGAAACUUGCUUCUGACUGAUUACGAUAACAAUUCCCUAAAACGAGUAAGCUUACAAACAGCUUCGGUCACUGACCAUUGUAGAAUGCCUAGCAGUCCAAGAGCAGUAUGUUGUGUUAACAAGGAAGAAGCUGCUGUAAGUCUAAUCAACAGAAGUAUCCAGUUUGUCUCCCUUCGUGAUCAGAUGAAGAUAACACGACAAAUUACACUUGACCACCCAUGCUGGGGUAUUUCCUGUAAUGAAGGAAGUAUGUAUAUCACUGAUAGAUACAAAACACUGUAUAUUUAUAGCUUAUCUGGAAAACUCAUCAGUGUUGUUAAUCAUGAUAAUAAAGGGAAUGAUAUAUUUUAUAACAAUAGGCAUGUUACUUUCGACAGCGGUAAGGUGUACGUUUGUGACGUUAUAAACGGUCUAGUUUCUUUCAAUAAGGAAGGUACAUAUAUCUCAAGCUUCACUGACAGUAUACUUAGUUUACCACAAGGGGCAUGUUCUGAUAGAGGGGGAAAUAUUUUUGUUUGCGGAUGGGGUUCAAGAAACGUAAUUCAAAUUGGAACAGAUGGAAAGCUGUUUGGCGAAGUUGUAAGAAAGUCGCACGGGUUGGGUUAUAUUUCGUCAGUAUGCUUUGAUGAACGUCAGAAACGACUAGUUGUUACCGUCGACAAGAGCAACAUGGUUCACAUAUUCGAUCUUGGGUCAUGUGAUUCAGUAACAAGUAUAACAGAUGUCAUUAAGGAGAGCGCAGCGAGCAAAAAAACAGAUGCACUGAUCCAAGAACUUAACAGCCUGAUUAAUGUCUGCUUAAAAAUCAAAACUACCAAAGAAACAGAUCUUUCAGAGAUAGAUCUAGCUAAGGAAAGGGCCCUUGAUGAAAUUACAAAGCAGAGAAAGGAGCUAGAUACUAUUCUUGGUGAACUUGAAAAUGCUUCAAAAAAGAAAAUUGAAAAUGAACACCAGAAGCUUUCGGAUGAACUUGCAGAAAAGAAGCAGAAAAUAACAGAAUAUGAAAGCAGACUGCAGAAACGUGUUUCCGCUCUGCAAGCGUCGGGAAGUAACGAAGCACAGCGAUUUGUUUCUGAGAAACUCGGAUACAAAGAUCUCAAGCUGCACCAUCACUGUACAGACACUUAUCAAAUAAAAAGGACGCGCGAACAAAAGGUAAAUAUUCCAAGUGACAAAGGUGCAUGUGACAUUUGGUCCUGUUGUUUUGAUAAUAAUGGAAACUUGCUUCUCACUGAUUACAAUAACAAAUCCCUAAAACGAGUUAAAUUACAAACAGCUUCGAUCAUUGACCAUUGUAGAAUGCCUGGUAGUCCAAGAGCAGUAUGUUGUGUUAACAAGAAAGAAGCUGCUGUAAGUUUGCUCAACAAAAGUAUCCAGUUUAUCUCCCUUUGUGAUCAGAUGAAGAUUACACGACAAGUUACACUUGACCAUCAAUGCACGGGCAUUUCCUGUAAUGAAGGAAGUAUGUAUAUCACUGAUGAAGGCAAAACAGUGUAUAUUUAUAACGUAUCUGGAAAACUCAUCAGUGUUGUUAAGCAUGAUAGUAAAGGUAAUGAUAUAUUUUAUAACAAUAGACAUGUUACUUUCGAUAGGUACAGCGGUAAAGUGUACGUUUGUGACGUUAGAAAUGGUCUAGUUUCUUUCAAUAAGGAAGGUACAUAUAUCUCAAGCUUCACUGACAGAAAACUUCGUUCACCACAAGGGGCAUGUUCUGAUGGAGGAGGAAAUGUGUUUGUUUGCGGAUGGAUUUCAAGAAACGUGAUUCAGAUCGGAAAAGACGGUAAGCUGCUUGGUGAGGUUGUAAGAAAGUCGCACGGGUUGGAUUCUAUUUGGUCAGUAUGCUUUGAUGAACGUCAGAAACGACUAGUUGUUACGAUCAACAACAGCGACAAGAUUCACAUAUUCGAUCUAGCGUGAGGUCAGAAAUAUAUCCCAUUAACAAUCAUCGGUGUCUUAUGCAUUUUGUGUAUUGCUAGAUUUGCUUCAGGAUAAAAAUGAGAAAAAAUCAGAAUCAGUGUGGACAUAUUAAUCUGAUAUACUAUAAUAAUGAUGAACGUUGACAGCUUUUUGGGAUUGUAUGUUAUAACAAUUCCAGUCAUAUCAAUUCGUGUCAUCAAAGAUGCAAUAUAGUUGACGCUCAUGACAUUCUUGACAGUGUAUAAUCAAUUGCCCUAUUUCACUAAAAUCAAGGAAUGCGAGAAUACAGUGAAAAAAUAUCGAGCAAAUUCUGUGAGUGCAGCACAAAUGUAUACUGAACAAAAUGUACGUAUUAUAUGAAUUUGUUCAUGGUUUAUACAUGGCAAUAUGUAAUGGUUAUCUGUGUAGUGCAUUAUGACACUGAUGGUUUUUUUGUUGUUGUUGUUGUUGUUGUUGUUGUUUAUGAAAUAAUAUAAAAAUAUAGACA